AUGGCUACGGCUGGGACAAAUGAAGGUACAUUUGCAACAGGGUCCCUCUCGGUCGGGGGCGUGAACUUCUGGUGGACGAUCAACGCCGGCCGGUAUUGGAAUGGUAAUGGUCUGCUUCAUCAUGUUGGUACCGAUGUUCUUGCGACGAUGAUGGCGGACGCAAUCCAGACCAUGGCAGUGGAGAAUAAUUCAGGACUGUCUUGGACACUCCACAACACCGAUCCGGACGGCGAGAAUAGUUAUAUGGGCAAAAUUGCUGAGAAUCGAGUCACCGCAGAUGGGGAAGAACCUAUCCGUUUGGUUCAUGUCAAUACUGGCCCCUGCAAGGAGCCCAAGGUCUUUGGGGUCAGCAUCGGUUUGACGAGGCUUUUCGCACCACUCCUCAACAAAGCCGACGGCGGCGAUUACAUCAAAACCAUGGGCAUUAAUGUCGUGAGGGUCAACUGGUUGAUUGCGCGUACCAUGGUACUGUACUUAACAAAACCCACACGGUGGGGUCUGAUCAUGAAGCCAUAG
This is a messenger RNA of Aspergillus fischeri NRRL 181, 516 nucleotides long. RefSeq lists its product as uncharacterized. Bases 1 to 516 code for a protein of 171 amino acids. The transcript has 2 exons. The record is from RefSeq and is a predicted model, not a curated record. NCBI's taxonomy places the organism in Eukaryota, Fungi, Ascomycota, Eurotiomycetes, Eurotiales, Aspergillaceae.